CGUGCCGCACAGUCACCGCGCAGCCCCUCGGUGCUCGUGUCCCCGUCCCUUGUGAGGGUUGCCGGUGCCCCCCGGCCCGGCCGUGCGCUGCCGCCGCCGCUCCCCCGCGGGAUGCGGGCUCGGCCCGCCCCGCCAGCCCUGCCCCCCGCGCCGGCCGCAGCAUGAGCGCGGCGAGCGACACGUACAUCCUCAUAAAAGACAUAAAACCCGGACUGAAAAACUUAAAUGUCAUCUUUAUUGUGCUGGAGAUCGGGCGAGUCACCAAGACGAAGGACGGGCACGAGGUGAGGUCCUGCAAAGUGGCGGACAAGACGGGCAGCAUCACCAUCUCCGUGUGGGACGAGAUCGGCGGCCUCAUCCAGCCGGGGGACAUCAUCCGCCUGACCAAAGGGUACGCAUCUCUGUGGAAAGGAUGCCUGACACUUUACACAGGACGAGGAGGCGAGCUGCAUAAAAUUGGGGAGUUCUGCAUGGUAUACUCAGAAGUGCCAAACUUCAGUGAGCCCAACUCAGAACACGUCGGGCAGAACAAACUGGCACAGGGUGAACAGAAUAAUAGUUCUGCAUCAAGUAAUAUGGGUUCUUGUACUUUCGGGCCACUGGGAAAUGGUUUACAAACUGGACCUGAAUCAAGUGGAUUUCCAUUUACGUAUAAUCACGGCCACACUUAUGCAGGUAGUGGGAGAGGCAAUGGACGAGGACCUGUAAAUCCAGCACCAGCUAAUAGCGUUCAGCCUCUUCCCCCUGCUGUCAGUAAUGGGAGGGACCCACGCAGAGCCUUUAAAAGAUGACUAUGCCAAAUGUGGUUGUACAGCUUGCUUAAACUCUACACUCUACUUGAACACUUAUUGCACUUUUAUUUAUGGUUAACUGUGAACCAGUUUGUCCUUUAUUGUUGUUUUUUUACCUUUUGGUCUAUGGAGCAAACUUGAUGUGAUCUAUUUCUUGUUUUGCUUAGGGAAGCACAGUGAGUCUUCCCCAUACAUUAAGGGGGUAGGGGGAGAAGGUGCAUAUAAGAAAGUAAGGGUAACAGGUUGAAGAGUCUCAAUUAAAACUCGGUGCCCUUUGCUAAAUGGAAGAAAAUUUCAGUUACAUGUAUGUAUUUUUCUGUUGGUCAGCCAUAUAGCCUUAAAAGGUCUAUUAUGUCCUGUGCGCGCAUACGUUUACUUCCAUUCGGGUUAAUGGGAGUUCUUCGUAUUGGAAGAGAAAUGAAGAGGAAGAGCAGAGAUGCUCUAGUGAACUAGGUGUCCUUGGAAUGAAUAUAGCUUGUAAAAGCAAUAAGUAUAAGGAAAUGGUAGUGCCAGCACCUAGUGGUGUCUACUGAAUCAGAGAAUGGGUAGCUCAGAUGAAAGUUGAAGACAUGGCGAGUGUCUUGAAGCUUGACUUCUGGUUCCAAAAAGGUGUACACUACUUAACAAUUCUCCAUAAACACCAUUAUCACUGUCAAGGAAAGUGGUACUAAUUUUUGCUUUGGAUAGAAGCUUGGAUAUUCAUUCUUGCUUUGCAUGAAAUAGCAGGAGAGGAGGAUCUAAAUUUAGACAGUAUUGGGGAAUACGCUGUUUGUAGCUACUCCUUGUGUAAAAGUCCAAGGUUACUUUGCAGGAGUCUGAACUUCCAGGAAAGAACUGUUUUGAAAUGCUGCAUUACCGAUCUCUUCAAUGAGGCUGCAUACUUCUCCUUCCUUCAUUCACUUUUCCAAACGAAUUAUGUAUUAGAUGAAGCUGUAUGUGUGGAUUGCAGAGGUACUGGCCAAGCACACAGCUGCACUUCUGAUGCUGUUAAGCUGCUAAGCUUUCCUUCCUGUGUUUUAUAUGAAAUACGAAUUAUCCCUUAAAGAACUUAACCCCACCACCACCAUCUCUUGGGGGAAAAUAGCUGUGGUUUUAUUUCUGAGAUCACAAAUGCCUUGACUCUAGGUAAGAGUCCAGUGCCAUAUUUCAGAUCAGGUUCAAAAACAACUUGGAAGCUGAGGUGUCAUACUGGAUUCAUCUGUUUAACUCUUCUUAUAGCUGACCUCUCAAAUAAAAAAUUGCACUAACCA
Gymnogyps californianus (California condor) is the source of this 2041-nucleotide messenger RNA. RefSeq names its product nucleic acid binding protein 1 (gene NABP1). Gene Ontology annotation, cellular component: SOSS complex. The transcript has 6 exons. Gene Ontology annotation, biological process: double-strand break repair via homologous recombination; response to ionizing radiation; mitotic cell cycle checkpoint signaling. NCBI's taxonomy places the organism in Eukaryota, Metazoa, Chordata, Aves, Accipitriformes, Cathartidae. The record is from RefSeq and is a predicted model, not a curated record. Gene Ontology annotation, molecular function: DNA binding. Bases 162 to 791 code for a protein of 209 amino acids.